Spinacia oleracea (spinach) is the source of this 657-nucleotide messenger RNA. RefSeq lists its product as uncharacterized. Lineage: Eukaryota; Viridiplantae; Streptophyta; Magnoliopsida; Caryophyllales; Amaranthaceae. The record is from RefSeq and is a predicted model, not a curated record. Gene Ontology annotation, molecular function: RNA-DNA hybrid ribonuclease activity; nucleic acid binding. The coding region runs from base 1 to 657 and encodes 218 amino acids. The transcript has a single exon.
AUGAAACCGAUUCAGUAUCUCCACAAAGCAAAAUUAGCGAGUAGUGAGUUUUUAACCAUACACAAAGUCCCCAUUCUGCCACCUACAACCCAUACCCCUAAUCCCAACCAUUUACCCUCGUGGUUCCCCCCCCCCCCAUCUAAUGCCAUUAAAAUAAAUGUGGAUUCUUCUUGGACACAAGGCUUUGUGAUAACUGGUGUUGCAGGUGUGGCUCAUAAUUCCCAUGGGCAAUGGAUUUUGGGUUUUCAGGGAAAGGAAAUGGCUGACUCGAGUCUAAUGGCAAAACUGCUGGAUAUAAGACAUGGUUUACAACUAGCUAUUCAACAGGGAUGGACAAGCACCAUUUUCUCUUCAGAUUGCAAGGAGGCAAUCACCAUCAUCAACUCUUCGUAUCAAGUCUCUGGGUACUAUAUUAACCUUGUUCUAGACUGCAGGGUACUGAAGAAUCGACUCUCAAAUUCGCCGCUUCGGGUCGAGGGUAGGAGCAUGAAUGGGCUUGCAAAUUUGAUGGCACACAAGGCUAGGGAAGAUAUGGUUCAAACUAAGAGUUUUAAGCUGCUACGACAACCGGAAAACUUUUGUAUGAAUUUGUAUUUAGCUGAAGUCCAUCCUAUUUUGGAUGCUAUCGCCCAAAACUAUGAUGAAAAUGUACCCUGA